AAGACUCCUCCGAUUCUAUGCUCGUCCGAUCGACUAUACGAAUUCGCUAGUCUUUUUAGUAUUCAUGCUCCUCAACCGCUCACUCAAAUUUCGGACUCUUAUGCUAUUGCUAUUAGCCACACAUCGAUUAUCUUAACUAGGAAAAAUAUGUAAAUUGUGGGUUAAAAUAGUGGACGGUAAGUAUAUAGAUCACAAUUGGGUACAGAUUCCGGCGGAGUUGUUCAACCAAACCGUUGAUAUUUGUACCGCCCUCUCCCCCAAAACUCACCAUUUCUUUAAUCACUUCCCAUUUUCCUAUCUGCCCUUUUCCUCCAAACAAUCCCUCCCAAUUGUUUAAGCGAUUGCAUCAGGGGAAAAGCCAGAAAGCAGAAAGCGAUUGGCAACUGAAUUUUUAUAUAAGUAGAAAACGUUGCACAGUUCUUUCUAACACGAACCUCUGUUUUCUCAGUUGACCGGUUACCAAACAAAGAACUUAGCUUUAUAGUUUGCUUGCUUCCCAUCCUUCUCCCAGAGAAACAGAGCUCCUUCCUCUGCCUUCCAUCUGUCUAAAUCCCAACCCAUUUUUCUGCCACAUCGCCAACACAAAAUCGAAAGGCCUUUCUGUUGUCUUUCUCUUUAUGUUGUCUCCAGAAUUGGGUCUUUAAAAGCUUUUAAUUCCCCUCCAAUUAGAGAAUCAUCAAUCGUUCAGUGAAGAAGGAGCUCUUUCUGCAGCCAUGGCGAAGAUCAGGAAGGCUGUGACCGUGAUUCUGAGGCUGAUCGCUCUGGCUGCCACGGUGGUUGCGGUUGUGAUCAUGGUCACCAGCAAGGAGACUGCUCAUGUCUUGAACUUGACGUUCACCGCCAAGUUCACCCACACCCCUGCCUUCAAAUAUUACGUCGUCGCGGAAGCGAUUGCGGGAGUGUACACCAUCGUAGCCCUUCUGCUUUCUUCCAAAAGCUUGUUGUCGCGGUUAAUCCUGAUCCUAGACGUGGUGAUGGCGAUGGUGCUGACAUCGAGCAUCUCCGCCGCGCUGGCGAUAGCUCAGGUGGGGAAGCACGGCAACAGCCACGCUGGCUGGCUGCCGAUCUGCGGCCAAGUCCCCCAUUACUGCGACAAGUUGAUUAUUUCUCUCGUCGCCGGAUUCGUUGCUGCGCUGGUGUAUUUGCUGCUUCUCGUCUACACGCUUCGAGCGGCGCUGAGUCCUGUGUUCGCCAUUAAAUCUUAGGAAAAAAUUAUGUCUGGUGUAAUGUACUAAAGCUUACAGAGUGCUGGUUAAUAUAUCUUGGGCUUCCUUUCUUUCUUAUUCUUUUAUCUCCCUGUUGUUUUGUUUCGUUUGAAGCAAUCAUAUUUUAGCUUAGUUAUUGUAAUGCUAUUUUUUCGUUUUUGAUAUGAGAUGGUUGAGAAAGAAUUCCCCGAUUGAGUUUACAUCUUAGGCAUCUUAGGGAUUGUUUGGAAAUUACGAUUGUUUUGUUGAGAUUGUCAUUAUGUAUGUAUUGUUUAUAAUGUAUCGUUUUUUUCUUUUUUUUAGCAGAAACAAUAUAUGGAUUGUUUCUGUGAUGUGACAGAAACUAUCACUCAUUUUGAGUGAUUGUUAUAUCUCAACUUUUAGUUGUGAUUGUUGAGAUAUUUGAGUUAAAUUAUUUUGUCUCAGCUUUUAGCUGAUGCGACAUACACAAUCACACAUACCAAACGUUGUAUUUUACAAUGCAUCAAAUUCGACAAUACAUGUAUUCUCAAUAA
Molecule: messenger RNA, 1720 nt
Organism: Linum trigynum
Lineage: Eukaryota; Viridiplantae; Streptophyta; Magnoliopsida; Malpighiales; Linaceae
Source: the annotation of a GenBank genome assembly